GGGAUGGAUGCCGGGUUGUUACACACUAGGCUGGUUUUGUGUGUGUGUGUGUGUGUGUGUGUGUGUGUGUGUGUGAGGUGUAACUACCAUAGUCUUAGCCGUUACGAACAAUGUUUUCGUACUCGAUCCUCCAAAAGCCUUGUUUCUUUGACGUUUUCACCCGGGAAAAUCCGACAAUAUUGAACACGGGGUGGAAAACGACCCGGCCGAAAGGGAUAUUUCCAUGGGUUUGGGUGGCAACAUCAAUCGGCGACGUCCCGUUGCUGGCAGCACUUGCUGAAUUGCAGUCGUGUCGGACGGUCGCAACUCUUGCCGGUUACGUCAAUUCACAGAGUGCAUGCUGGUUUGUGUCUCCCGAGGCGAAAAUGACACCGUCACACCGUCGUGGACAGGCGAUUUUCUACCACGGAGAAAGCGGGUGUAGGAAAAAGUGUUCCACGUUAUAAAAAACUUUAGCCGACUCCUAUCAUAUUUUAAAUUGUGUCUUCUUCUCUUCUCCGAAUAUUGUGAAUGUUUUCUUUUUAAAAUGUCUUGAAAGUGAAUCUAAUGGCCGAGAUUUAUGCGGGCAGAGGGAGGUCUUUGACUCAAGUUUUCCACUAGUUAGUGCUUGUGAUUAGUGACAUUUUGUACGAUUUUCUUCAAGAAUUAUGCGUUUUGGAACACCGAAUCAGGUGGAGGAACACGGUUGAUUAGUUCCAUGAACUUCUGAAUAAGUCUUGACGACUCCAUUGGAAGGGGGUUAUGGGCGGUGAGCAGGAGGUCGGGGCAUGGGACUCAGUUCUGCUGGACCCCCUCUCAGAGGAAUCGUUCAUAUCCAACCUCCACCAACGUUUCAAAAGGGAUCACAUAUACACUUACAUCGGUAACGUUCUCGUUUCUGUCAACCCGUAUAAAAAGCUCGCCAUUUACACUCCAGAACUGGUUCACGAGUACAGGACAAGAGGACCGUUCCAAUUACCUCCGCACAUUUUCGCGGUCGCCGGAUCCGCGUUCCGCUGGCUCCGGGAUAGGAACGAGGACCAGUGCGUCGUCGUUUCCGGUGAAAGCGGUUCCGGAAAAACUGAAUCGACAAAGCUGGUUCUGCAGUUUCUGUCAGCACAGCGCUGCACUAUGGUUCGCGACCCUAUACGCGAGCGGAUCGCUCACAUCUCGCCCAUACUUGAAGCCUUUGGAAACGCAAAGACUGCACGGAAUGACAAUUCGUCCAGAUUUGGGUUGUACCUUGAGCUUGAGUUCGAUUAUAAAGGGGAUCCAUUAGGAGCUACAAUAACUAAUUACCUUUUAGAAAAGUCUAGAAUAACCACCCAACUAUCAGGCGAUAGAAAUUUUCAUAUUUUUUAUCAACUUAUAACAGGUGCUGAUAUUCAUUUGCUCAAGUGUCUUAAACUUCAAAGGAAUGUCGAUAAUUAUUCUUUCCUCAAAAGCAGUCGAACACUGCAUAUGGAAACGCUAGAUGACAAAAAAGAUUUUUCAGUGACAAAGAGGUCUUUGGAGACCUGUGGCCUAACUCAAGAAGAGGUGUUAAAUGUUUUAAAAAUCAUCGCAAGUGUCUUAAAGUUAGGAAAUGUUAUUUUUAUUCCAACAAACAAUAUCGAUGGGACUGAAGGAUGCACAAUAAAUAAUGAAUAUGAAGUGUUCGAAGUUUGUGAACUUCUCGGUACGGACGUAAGCGACCUGCAGACCUCUUUGACCACAAGGUCUGCCUUCUUCUCUUCCAACCAGGAAAUGCUUAUAACAGAGCUAUCGGCCAAACAGGCUACACAAAAUAGAGAUUCUCUGUGUAAAGCCCUCUAUUCAAGGACUUUCACAUGGCUUGUCAACCGUUUAAAUCAAGCGACAAAGGUUAAAAAAUGCGGAAAAAGAAAAGUGUUAGGAAUCCUGGACGUAUAUGGAUUUGAAAUACUUGAAUAUAACGGUUUCGAACAGUUUAUUAUCAAUUUUUGCAAUGAAAAGCUCCACGCUGUCAUAACUGAAAGUACUCUGAAACAGGAACAAGAAGAAUAUCUUCGAGAAGGGAUAGACUGGUGUCCUGUCGAUUUCGUUUGUAAUACUGCUGUCUGUGAUAUUAUAGAAAAGAACAAUCAUGGUAUUUUGUGCCUAUUGGAUGAGAUCAGUGCAAAAAUUAUUGAAGAAGGUUGUAACGGGGCUGAAGGGUGUGAGGAAGUACUGCUGAACAGAGUGCUUAAUCUUUGCGGACAUUCUACACCUAGAAGGCACCAUUCUGAUAACAGCCUACCACCAAACUGCUUUAGGUUAAAACAUUUUGCAGGAACUGUUACAUACAAUGUGAAAGGGUUUAUUGAAAAAAAUACCGAUCACGUUUCAAGAGAACUUUCUCAAACAAUGCACCGAAGUGAGCAUCCCAUGCUCAAAUCUUUAUUUCCUGAAGGAAAUCCAAAACGAGCUCCUUCAAAACGUCCGCCCACAGUUGGCUCCCAGUUUAAGGUUUCCCUGGGAGGUCUGGUGAGAAAUUUAGUAGCAAAAAACCCACAUUACAUUCGCUGUAUCAAGCCUAAUGAGCUCAAACAGCCACGAAUAUUUGAAAUGGGUCUAGUACAACAUCAAGUUAGAUAUCUAGGGCUUAUUGAAACGGUUCGAGUCAGAAGAUGUGGAUUUUGCCACAGGCAGACCUACACAGGGUUUCUUGCAAGGUACAAAAUGCUGUCGCUACACACAUGGCCCAAUUGGCAAGGAGUGCCAGUCGAGGGAGUCUCUUACCUUCUAAGAGACCUCCCAAUCCCAAGCGGUGAAUUUUCAUUUGGGAGAACGAAAAUAUUCAUUAGAAGUCCAAGAUCCGUAUUCGAACUUGAAGAAUUUAGAAGAGAACGUUUAGAAGAUUUAGCCGUCUUGAUGCAGAAGACUUGGAGAGGCUAUAGAGAGAGGAGGAUAUUCUUGAAGAAAAAACACAGUCAAAUAAUCAUAGCAUCCGCCUGGAGGAGUUGGAGGGAAUGCAGAUUCGGAAUUCCUUACGAUGGACGAAGGCAUUUAUGGUGUCUAUAUAAAGUUGCCAGGGAGGAAUAUAGAAUACUCAAAAGGAGGAAAUUAGUGGACUGGGCAGUCCGUGUAAUUCAAAGACAGUUUAUUAAAUGGAAGAGGAAACAUUUUCUUCUUUAUUUAGCCCAGGAAUUGAAUAGUAUUAAUGAAUCACCAAUUAACAGAGACUGGCCUCCAUGUCAGAGCCGCCUAGCAGAAACGAGCUUACUGCUGAGGAGAUUGCACCAUAGAUGGAGGUGUCACAAAUAUAGAUCAAAAUUUGACCAAACAUCUAGAAAUCGAAUGAGGGAGAAAGUCACUGCCAGCCUUAUAUUUAAAGAACGGAAAAGUUCUUAUCCAAGGAGCGUUUCACAUCCUUUUUUGGGUGAUUAUGUAAGACUGAGGCAGAACAUCCAGUGGAAGAAGAUCUGCAUAGAAACAAAUGACCAGUAUGUUGUUUUUGCCGAUAUAAUCAACAAGAUUACUAGAUCGAGUGGCAAGUUUGCUCCUAUUCUUUUUGUCUUGUCUACUAGUGCCAUGUUGAUCCUUGAUCAAAGAACACUGCAAAUUAAAUACAGGGUGCCUGCUACAGAAAUCUACAGGCUCUCUUUAUCUCCUUAUUUGGAUGAUGUUGCAGUUUUUCAUGUCAGAGCAGGUAGCCCAAGCUGUGACUCCAGUAGUGAAAGUGGGAUGGCCCCUGGCUGUCUGUUCCAGAGCGAGCUGGGGAUCAAAAAAGGUGAUUUCGUCUUCCAAACAGGACACGUGAUUGAAAUAGUAACAAAAUUGUUCCUCGUGAUACAAAACGCUGUUGGCAAACCGCCACAAGUCAACAUUAGCACAGAGUUUGAAGCAAAUUUCGGCCAACAGACCGUCACGGUCACAUUCAAGUGUACCGGCCUACCUGAAGUGCAGCCGGGGCAGAUCAGAAUAGUUAGAAAAACUGGUAAAAUGGAAAUUCUUUUAUGAUCACAGGCAAACACCCAUUCCUGGGCAAAAUGUGAUAUGAUGUGGCCUUACUUCAGAUAAAUCAAUGGUCAAUGUUUGUCAAGGGGUCAAUUUAUAGUAUUUUUUCAAAUCAAUCUCUAUUAAAAUUAAAUGGACUAGACCAGGAUUUGAACCCAACGUCACUAACUAUGUGGCAUGUGGAAAUAGAGCAUUCCUUCCAAGAUGUCAUCCUGUCGUUUCUGCUGGAGAGUCCUAGAUUCCUUUUGAACAAGAUGAUAUGCAUUAUAUGCUAUCUUUCCUUUUAAAUCAACCUAGGCCAUAGACACAAAUUGAAAAACAGUCCAAUAUACUGUGAAUUAUCUCUAAUCAAACAAAACCAAAAAAAAAAAAAAAUUAAAAGUAUAUUUAUCAUUAUGGACAGGUAAAUAAUGCAAUUGUAAAUAAUGCAAAUGGGAGUUUAAUUUGUAUGACGGUUUAGCAAAAUGGAGACCAAGUCUAUAGAGUAAUAUUUUCAGUAAAAGUUUUGGAAAACUGUAAAAUUAAAUGAUUGAAGCAAGGCAAAUAAAAUAUUUCAUUGUAUGUUAAAAUUAGCAACAGAUUAGACAAUAAAAAUAUGAACAAGAAAUCCCUUUUUAUCCUGAGAAUUAUGGAAAAUAAUGUCAAUUGCAAUGUAGUUUCAUAUUAGCGAAGUUGUGUUAAUAAUUUUAAACAUACUUGACUUUCUUUAAAUAUAAAAUAAGGGUGAUGAAUUAUGUACUUAGAUAGAUCAUUUUUGUUUCAACAAUAUCAUUAGAUCUGUAAAAUCUCUGUAUUUAGAAAUUUCUACUUGGAAAAAGUGACCAGCAUGACUUGGGAUCACUGGAAAGGUAUACUCAACAUUUUUAAUCCUGCGCAAAGGAUUUUUUAUUUAUUUUUAUAUUAUUGUAUUUUAUUUUAUUUUUUAAAGCAAUACACAAUUUUGUCAUUUAGUUGUUCCGUUAGAAAAGCUCUCAGGGUAUAUAAUAUGGGCUUAAAGAUGGCUCGUGUUGAGUUAUUUUUAUUAAUUCCAUAAACAUUAUCGGUUUGCAGAAUUUUUUAUCAGGGACCAAUUAAUUACUAUUGUUAAUAAACUCAAUUUUAAAACUCUACAUUUGAUUUUUUACAU
Messenger RNA from Cimex lectularius (bed bug), 5062 nucleotides. It is a transcript of the gene Myo95E, whose product is annotated as unconventional myosin-Ia. The record is from RefSeq and is a predicted model, not a curated record. Gene Ontology annotation, cellular component: plasma membrane; cytoplasm; myosin complex. The coding region runs from base 742 to 3939 and encodes 1065 amino acids. NCBI's taxonomy places the organism in Eukaryota, Metazoa, Arthropoda, Insecta, Hemiptera, Cimicidae. Gene Ontology annotation, molecular function: actin filament binding; microfilament motor activity; ATP binding. The transcript is spliced from 28 exons. Gene Ontology annotation, biological process: vesicle transport along actin filament; actin filament organization.